Molecule: messenger RNA, 2227 nt
Organism: Salmo salar (Atlantic salmon)
Lineage: Eukaryota; Metazoa; Chordata; Actinopteri; Salmoniformes; Salmonidae
Gene: galns
Product: galactosamine (N-acetyl)-6-sulfatase
Molecular function (GO): arylsulfatase activity; N-acetylgalactosamine-6-sulfatase activity
Source: RefSeq, a predicted model, not a curated record
GCGUGUCUACAUCGGAUAGUAAAGUCAGCUUCACCCACUUGAAUAUGCGCAAGUGUUGCGCUAAAAAAAGCUCGUGAAAGCAAACAACGAGAGAUCGUCAUGUGCUUCCUGAAUGUGUUAUCAUGUGACACUUCCUCAUCGCGUUCUUCGUCUUGCUUUGUGCAAUGGAUGUCUGUCUAAUUCAAACUUUGAUAUUGUUUUGUAGUUUAAUAUGUUGUUUUUGGGCAGAUACUUCUUCAAACAAGUCGACUCCGAACAUUAUCAUCAUUCUUAUGGAUGACAUGGGCUGGGGAGAUUUGGGAGUGUUUGGCCAGCCCUCCAAGGAGACCCCAAACCUUGACUCCAUGGCUGCCCAGGGGAUGCUGUUCCCCAACUUCUACGCAGCUAACCCCCUCUGCUCUCCAUCCAGAGCUUCACUUCUGACAGGACGAUUACCAGUUAGAAAUGGAUUCUAUACCACCAAUGCCCAUGCCAGGAAUGCCUACACACCCCAGGAGAUAGUAGGAGGGAUCUCAAAGGAUGAAAUUCUAUUACCACAGGUACUGAAGAAGAAGGGUUACGUCAGCAAGAUCAUCGGCAAGUGGCAUCUUGGCCACAGUGCUCACCACCUACCUCUGGAGCAUGGUUUUGAUGAAUGGUUUGGUGCUCCAAACUGCCACUUCGGUCCCUACAACAGCAGCGACAGGCCUAAUGUCCCGGUCUAUAACAACUCUCAGAUGGUGGGAAGAUACUAUGAGGAGUUUGGGAUCGAUAAGAAAACUGGGGAAUCUAACCUUACACAAAUCUACUUGGAGGAGGGCCUUGACUUCAUAUUUCACCAAAACAUGGCCCAGCGGCCGUUUUUUCUCUACUGGGCAGCAGACGCUACGCACGCUCCGGUCUACGCUUCAAAACGGUUCCUGGGGAAGAGCCAGAGGGGGCGGUACGGUGAUGCAGUGAUGGAGCUAGACUACAGUGUUGGACAGAUGCUGGCCUGGCUGCGUGCUCUGGGCAUCGACAAGGACACCUUUGUGUUCUUCACCUCAGACAACGGGGCCGCAGUAAUGUCCGGCCCCAAGCAGAGUGGCAGUAAUGGUCCGUUUCUCUGUGGGAAAGAAACUACGUUUGAGGGUGGAAUGAGGGAACCUGCCAUCGCCUGGUGGCCUGGACACAUCCCAGCAGGCACGGUGAGCCAACAGCUGGGGACUGUGAUGGAUCUGUUCAGCACCAGUCUGUCUGUGGCCGGCCUCAGUGUUCCUGACGACAGGCUCAUAGAUGGACUGGACCUCAGCCCUGUCCUCCAUAACAACACACUCAUCAACAGGCCCAUCUUCUAUUACCGCGGCAAUGAGAUGAUGGCAGUCAGGGUUGGGCCUUACAAGGCCCACUAUUGGACGUGGAGCAACUCGUGGGAGGAGUUUAACCAGCACUGCCUGUCGCUGGUGGAGCGUUCUCCCCUCCUGAGUAUCCUGCUCUCCCCUCCUGCUGAGUAUCCUGCUCUCCCCCUCCUGCUGAGUAUCCUGCUCUCCCCCUCCUGCUGAGUAUCCUGCUCUCCCCCUCCUGCUGAGUAUCCUGCUCUCCCCCUCCUGCUGAGUAUCCUGCUCUCCCCCUCCUGCUGAGUAUCCUGCUCUCCCCCUCCUGCUGAGUAUCCUGCUCUCCCCCUCCUGUGCCCUGAGAAGUGAGAAUGUGUUCUCUCCUCCUCUAGGCACCCUUUAAAAUUUGUCCUGCUCCUCUCCCUCAGAAACCUCUGUUUCAAACGUGCAAGUUUGCAUUAUGCCCCAUCGGUUGCUUAAAUUGCUCUCUCCUAGAGGGCCGCUGAAUCAAUAGCAGCCUCCUUUAUCAGCUCAUGUGAACUGGAGUGGAACUUCACAAAUAAUGGCGUCUGAUUGCCUGUGUGUUGCCUAUCGAUUGGUAUGUGUGCGUGUGUCCGUGAAUGUGUGUGUCUGCGAGCAAAAGAUGGUUUGAAGGGGAGGCUCUGGGUCUCCAAAGCUGUGACUCUGAGAGUUAAUGUGUCGGUUCUUCACCAGAACGGGCAGCAUGCUUUCAGAGCUUCACAAUGACCCUUGACCUUCACAUCUCACCCGAGAGCAUCCAUCACACAGAAAAACCACUCUUUAUUUCAAGCGGUUUUAAAUGGGUCUGAAUAUUGUGCUGAAACGUUGAUCCAUCAUUCAAGCGUACUAUUUUCUCACCAGUUGUAAGUAAUGUUGUGCAUUUACUAUUUAUGUGAAGUAAAAAAUAAAACAAG